GUCACCUCUUCAUUAUUAUUUCACCAUGACCAAACACUGGUUAGUAGCUCUCUUAGCAGUUUUGUGUUUGACUAAAUCAGGUCUCUGUGGGUCCAGUGGUGAAAACCAACUGGGAUCCUGCAGGAUUGUGUGUGACCCCUCCACAGACCGCUCAACUGACCGUAGCAAUGGCUUGGUGAUCCCUCUUGCCUCUUCUGGAGUUGGACCUCCUGGUCCAGCUGGGCCUCCAGGUAAAGCAGGCCCUCCUGGCUUACCUGGACCCCGGGGUAAGAGCGCCAUAACAAAUGGAGGUGUAGCAUUUUAUGCUUCACUGAAGGAUGAAAUCGAAAACAAUGCAGUGCUGAAAUUUACUGAUGUGAUAACUAAUCUGGGAGGUGGUUAUGAUUCCUCUACUGGGACAUUCACCUGUAAAACACCAGGAGCGUACUACUUCAUCUUUCACAUUGUGAAGUGUGGGCAAAGUCUACGAGUGGACUUGGUUCUUAAUGAUCAAACGGUUGUGGCCACUGCAAUAGCUGUGGACAUCCUUCAUACGGACACGGCAAGCAACAGUGCAGUCGUGCAGCUGAAAGCCGGAGACCGGGUCUAUGUCCGUCUGAACAACACUGACCUGAGCAAGAAACAAUCAACAGACCGCUUAAGUACUUUCUCUGGUUACCUGCUGUACGAGAUCUGAGAAAGGCAGGAUUCUUCCUUUUUGCUUCAAACUUUUUCUUUCCGUUUGAAUGAGACUGCUUUGCAUUCAGACUGUGGGUCUGUUAUUGAAUAAAGAAUGAAUUUUCUGGCAGUCUGCCUGACUGAAUCUUU
Triplophysa rosa is the source of this 807-nucleotide messenger RNA. RefSeq lists its product as uncharacterized. The coding region runs from base 26 to 676 and encodes 216 amino acids. Lineage: Eukaryota; Metazoa; Chordata; Actinopteri; Cypriniformes; Nemacheilidae. The transcript has 2 exons. The record is from RefSeq and is a predicted model, not a curated record. Gene Ontology annotation, molecular function: protein binding.